Wasmannia auropunctata (little fire ant) is the source of this 3078-nucleotide messenger RNA. Its product is annotated as heparin cofactor 2-like. Bases 175 to 2700 code for a protein of 841 amino acids. The transcript is spliced from 15 exons. The record is from RefSeq and is a predicted model, not a curated record. Gene Ontology annotation, molecular function: serine-type endopeptidase inhibitor activity. NCBI's taxonomy places the organism in Eukaryota, Metazoa, Arthropoda, Insecta, Hymenoptera, Formicidae.
GGCUCUAUAAUCCAUUGGAUUGUCAGACGCUGACCGGUUUUCAUCCGUACACUGGUCGCGUCGCAAGCACUAGUCUUGAUCAUCGCGAAUAUCAAAGACCGAAAGUCACGUUAAUUCGUAAAGCUUCAUCCGGGACUAAAACAAGUUUCAACAUUUCGCAGCGACUCGCCGAUCAUGCGGCUCCAAUCAGAAGUUUUAAUUGCAGGAUAUUUACUGUGCCUCUCGAUUGCGGUAGUGUUUAUAAAAGAAAAUGCCUGCGCCGUGGCGCAAAAUCCCGCACAAACGAGUAAUUCUUCACGAAUUAAUUCUCAAGUUGAAGACGACGAAGAUUUUGUGCCCUAUCAAGGCGAACGCUUGACUAUAUUUGAUUGGAUUUUAUUUAGGACUCUGAGUAAAGCAAAUAGUGGAAAUGUACUACUGUCGCCAAUAUCCAUAAAAUUAGCAUUAGUGCUCCUUUAUGAGGGAGCUCAGGAUCAAACCGCACACGAACUUGCCGGAGCAAUGCCCCUUCCAGUCAGCAUGCUAGCCACUCGAGAGAAGUUCAGCAAUAUUCUGACAUCUUUGCAGGCUCCGUCUUCUGCGUACACUUUAAAUUUAGGUUCGCGCAUUUAUAUCGACAAUAAUAUAUCGACUAGACAACGCUAUUCAGCGACGGUGAAAACCUUUUACCAUACCGAUGUGAUUAACGAUAAUUUGUCUGACACGCACGCAAUCGCGAACAAAGUUAAUACUUGGAUUAAUAAUAUUACGAAUGGACACAUCGAAAAGAUAAUAGACGAUGAGAAAGGUCUGGAGGACUCGGUGAUGCUGAUCGUGAAUGGAUUAUUCUUCAAAGGCGCUUGGCGCCGCAGAUACUUUGCGCCGGAGAACACUCGAGUUUCCAAAUUUCACAUUAACGUUAAUGAAAGCGUAGACGUGCCGUACAUGUACACCGUGAAUCGAUUUUAUUACACCGAAUCGUCCAGGCUUGAUGCGAAGAUUCUGCGGAUUCCGUACGACGGCUCAAAAUUCGCUAUGUACAUUAUACUGCCACAUACGCUGACAGGCGUGGAUCACAUUGUCGACGAGAUCAAUUCGUUCACAUUGGCGAGAGAUGUAUGGGCUAUGCAGGAAUUGCCUCUUAAUGUUUGGAUCCCAAAGUUCAAAUUCGAGUUUACGAGCCACCUGGAAAAUACUUUGCGCGAACUUGGUAUCCGCGAUAUUUUCGACGACACCGCGCUACUGACGGGUAUAGCGAAAACGAAACGAGCCUCCAGACAUUUGCGGGUGUCCGAUGUCUUGCAUAAGACUGGGAUAGAGGUGAACGAAAAUGGGACGACUGCCUACGCUGCAACAGAAAUACAGAUUGGAAAUAAGAUAGAUGACGGCACAUUUAACGCCAACCAUCCGUUCGUGUUUUACAUCGAAGAUGAGACUACCGGUACCAUCCUUUACAUAGGAAAAUUUCAAAAUCCCUUAAAGACAUCUGGAACUACUGGGAAAGUGCAGCAGCAAUUUCCGUCGCGAUUUAACCCGGAUACGGCGACCGUAACUCCCAACCCCGUUCCAGCUGCAUUUAGUACCGAGGAUCGAUACUCGUUUUUCAACAUUCAUCUCCUGCAGAGAGUAAGCGAGACCGUCGAGGGUAAUCUGAUACUAUCUCCCGCCAGCGUGAAAAUCGCCCUUACGAGUCUGGUGGAGGGCACGGGUGGUCAAACACGUCACGAGCUUCUUGCAGCCCUAAGAUUACCGCCAGAUGAAUAUAUCAUCAGGAGAAUAGCGAGACGCGCUCUUACAUCCCUAAAAAGUCAACAAAAUGGCACGGAAAUCGACGUAGCAACUCGUUUGUGGACCAAUCCGUCUCUCGCGGUAUCUACUAAUUAUAUGACCGCCUUGCGUAAUUAUUACGGAGCCGAUGUCCAACAGCUGAAUUUCGGAAAUGCAAACGACGCAGCCAACAUCAUCAACUCGUGGGUUCGCGAGAACACGCGGAAUAACAUCAAGUCGAUUAUCCAGCCAGGCACUCUUAGCGCCGAUACCCAGAUAGUGUUAACUUCGGCCUUGUACUUCAAGGGACGAUGGUUGAAAGCUUUCGACAGGGACGCCACGCGUGUACGGUGCUUCCGUGUUCCUCAGAGCGGCUGCCAAGAUGUUUUUAUGAUGGAGAACGCUUCCAAGUAUCGAUAUGGCUAUAUAGCUUCUCUUGACGCUGAUGUAGUGGAAAUCCCGUACUCGAAUGGCAGAACGUCUAUGUUAGUAUUCCUCCCAUCUCAUGAAGAGAGCGAUCCGCAUCUUCACAUUCUGUCUAAUGAUCUGUCAUAUGCACCGAUGAGAACGCUGCUGACUAGUCUUAACGAAACUGAUCUGAUACUUGGUAUUCCGCGAUUUAGCAUCGAGAGCAAAUUGGAUUUGCAUUCACCUUUGACGCACAUGGGCGUACAAGACAUUUUCAGCCCGGCAGCAAAUUUCACUGGAAUCACAUCUAAUGACUACUUACGAAUAGGAAAUAUAAUUCAAAAUGCUAAAAUAGAAGUUGACGAGGAGGGAACCAUCGCUGCUGCGGUGACAGAACUUGUGGUUGUACCACUCAUGGCUAACAUGGCGCCAACUUUCAGAGCAAACAGACCAUUUAUCUUUGCCAUUGUUGAUCUGGUAACAAGCGAGACUCUUUUCGCUGGUCGUUUCAUGGGUCCUAAUGCGGGCAAUUCCAGAACAAUUUAGAAAUAAGCCUACUACUCAUCUACAACUAUUUUUGUAAACUAUUUUUGUUUGUUUUAAAAAAUGCUUAAGAUAUGCAGGAUUAUCACUUACAGGGUGAGACGCAAUAUGUCACAUCAGUCGCAAUACUUCACAAGUUUUUAUAAGAUAAUUAAAUGGUAUGACAUUUUGUGCCCCAUCCUGGACAUAUACUGCUUUCUAAGACAAAAAUGAUUCUGUUACAACUACAGAAUGAUUGUUUACUUCUUUACAUACAAAUAAACAAUGAAUUGAAAUAAAUAUGAAGUAUAUCGUAUAUCGUUUCAUAUAUUAUAAUAUUGCGACAAUACACAAAAUAAAAAUAUAUUACAGAAACUGAAUAAAUUUACCAAGGUUGAUUCA